AUGACUUGCAUUGCUUCUGUGUUUAAGGCUUUGUGUUUGUCUCUCUUGUUCGUCGCGGCCGUUGCAAGUCGUCCAACCAACAGGCCAAAGAUUUUUAACGUCCAACGCUAUGGUGCUAAAGCUAACGGAAAAACUGAUAACACCAAGGCGUUCACAAACAUAUGGAAAAGCGCAUGCACAAGGAAAGGUGGUAAUAGUAAAAUCUACGUACCGAAAGGAAUGUUUUAUCUCGGUGGUGUAGAGUUCGUAGGGCCAUGCGCGAAUCAGAUUGAAUUUGUUAUCGAUGGAACUUUAUUGGCUCCUUCAAACCCUAGGGACAUUAAGAACGACACAUGGAUCCAGUUCAGGUACAUUAACAAUCUUAUUAUCUCCGGUGCCGGUACACUCGACGGCCAAGGGAAAGAUUCUUGGCCACUAAAUGACUGCCACAAAAACCCCAAUUGUCCUAAGCUAGCUAUGGUACCACUUCUUAAUCCUUUUACAUAUUGCUUUAUUAUAUGA
Messenger RNA from Brassica napus (rape), 501 nucleotides. Its product is annotated as exopolygalacturonase. Gene Ontology annotation, biological process: carbohydrate metabolic process. Gene Ontology annotation, molecular function: polygalacturonase activity. The record is from RefSeq and is a predicted model, not a curated record. The coding region runs from base 1 to 501 and encodes 166 amino acids. The transcript is spliced from 2 exons. NCBI's taxonomy places the organism in Eukaryota, Viridiplantae, Streptophyta, Magnoliopsida, Brassicales, Brassicaceae.